AUGGCAGAAACCACUUUUCGAGAGGAGUCACAAUGGCUGGCUCAGAUGGAAGCCAUGCGGCAGGCAAUUGUCGAUUUGAAAUUGCCACCAGCAAACGGUGAAAACAAAAUGUAUGGCGACGAUAUAGACCUUGACGACGAAUUGAGUGACGGUGUCGAUGACGAUAUCUGGGACGUGGAAAGCGAAGUCGAUGAAAGCCCUCCGAGCGACACGAAUGACGAAACCAUCAAUAGUCUUAAAGCUCAUGAAACAUCCGAACAGUUCUUCGACAGAUCCUGGUUGCACAGCAAAUGCACAGCCUUCGCUAGAUCGAGGCAUGGCAUGGAAGUCGACGACGUUGAGCAGCAGAUCAUUGCUCUGCUCGCUUCGGACAGCUCGGAUGAUGAGUUGCAGAUGUCCCUCGCUGAGAUUGUUGGAUUUGACGAUUUGGACUUUGUUAUCGAGCUCAUCUCCCACCGCAAGGAAAUCCUGGCUCCGCCCAAAUCCACGACUCGUCAAACCGAUGGACUUUUCUCACAACUACAGACUCGGCAAGAACGAGAAGCAGCUCUCAGACAGCAAGAUUACGAACACAAACAUGCUGUUCUUGCCCCGGCCUUUGAUCGAAGCACCCCCAAGUAUGCACACAUUUACAAGUCUGAUUCGGCCGCAGCUGGAAAUAUGCUGGACGUUUCUGGAAAGCGAUAUGGUCUCCCUGUCGGCAGCACAAGAAACGAUUAUGCAAAAUAUGAGGAAUAUAGCGUGCCCGCGACAAAGGUUGGCUCUCUAGGUAUAGGACAGAAGCUGGUCAACAUCGCUGAUAUGGAUGGCUUAUGCCAACGCACCUUCAAAGGUUAUAAAUCGCUCAAUCGUAUGCAGAGUCUACUGUACCCGGUCGCUUAUACGACAUCGGAGAACAUGCUGAUAUGUGCACCAACUGGUGCUGGUAAGACUGAUGCUGCUAUGCUGACCAUUCUACAAACAAUCUCGAAGAAUGUCCUACCAAACCCUAUUGAUGAACCGGAAGCCACAGACUUUGUACUCAUGGCAGAUGACUUCAAGAUUGUCUACGUCGCCCCAAUGAAGGCUCUUGCCGCCGAGGUUACGGAGAAGUUGGGCAAACGCCUAUCUUGGCUUGGAGUUCAGGUUCGUGAGUUGACUGGCGACAUGCAGUUGACGAAACGAGAGAUUGCUGCUACUCAGAUCAUCGUGACAACGCCCGAGAAAUGGGACGUCGUCACACGAAAAAGUACCGGAGAUACCGAACUAGUCCAAAAAGUUCGUCUUCUGAUUAUUGAUGAAGUUCACAUGCUUCAUGAUGACCGUGGUGCUGUCAUCGAAUCGUUGGUCGCCAGAACGCAACGGCAGGUUGAAAGUACGCAGUCACCUAUUCGGAUCGUCGGCCUGUCUGCCACUCUUCCGAAUUACGUUGACGUGGCAGACUUUCUCAAGGUCAACCGUAACAAUGGUCUUUUCUACUUUGACGCAUCAUUCCGACCUGUACCUCUUGAACAGCACUUCAUUGGGGUCAAGGGCAAGGUAGGAAGCAAGACUCAACGGGAGAACCUCGACCAAGUCACUUUUGAGAAGAUCAAAGAGCUUUUGAAGCAGGACAAGCAAGUCAUGGUAUUUGUCCAUUCAAGGAAAGAUACUGUGUUGGCUGCGCGGACACUCUACCAGAUGGCAAUCGACGACGUUUGUGAUUCCCUUUUCAUGCCAGAGCCAGAUCAUCCCGCCUACAUCAAGGCACUGUCUGAUCUCAAAAUGACCCGAGGUCGAGAGCUUCGAGACAUCGUUCCCAAGGGCUUCGGCUGUCACAAUGCUGGCAUGCCUCGUUCCGAUCGAAAUUUUGUGGAGAGAAUUUUCUCCGAAGGGGCCAUCAAAGUCCUCUGCUGUACGGCAACUCUAGCAUGGGGUGUCAACUUGCCGGCUGCAGCAGUCAUCAUAAAAGGAACCCAGCUUUAUAGUGCUGAAGCUGGUAAGUUUGUCGACUUGGGUAUCCUAGAUGUCCUGCAAAUCUUCGGUCGUGCCGGUCGACCGCAAUUCCAAGACAGUGGUGUUGGUUACAUCUGUACAACGCAGGAUAAGCUGCAGUUCUAUUUGUCGGCCGUGACCCAACAAAAGCCGAUCGAGUCAAGAUUUUCGCAUCGAUUGGUCGAUAAUCUCAACGCCGAGAUCAGCCUGGGAACAGUGACGACUGUCGCUGAGGCCGUGACCUGGCUGGGUUAUUCAUACCUAUUCGUUCGCAUGCGAAAGAACCCGGCAGCUUACGGGAUCGAUGUACAAGAAUACCUGGAUGAUCCUCAGCUGGGUCAGCGGAGGCGAAAACUGAUCGUUGAUGCCGCAAGAACCUUGCACAGAAGUCAGAUGAUCAUCUUCAACGAACGAACAGAUGAACUUCGGUCGAAAGAUGUCGGCCGCAUCGCCAGCCAAUACUAUGUCCUACAGACUAGCAUCGAAAUCUUCAACACUAUGAUGAGGCCACGCGCCAGCGACGCUGAUGUAUUGAAAAUUAUCAGUAUGUCUGGUGAAUUUGACAACAUCCAGUCUCGAGAAAACGAGGCUCAAGAAUUGCAUCGCCUCCGUCAAGAGGCUGUCGUAUGCCAGGUCGAGGAGCCGAAGAAAGGAGCACCGAAAAACUCAGAAGAUGAAAAAGAACAAAAGGUCAUCGAGAAUCAUGCAAAGACAAACAUUCUACUACAGUCACAUAUUUCUCGAGCCAAGCUGGAAGACUUCGCGCUCGUGUCAGAUUUGGCCUACGUGGCACAGAACUCUGCCAGAAUCUGUCGAGCACUAUUCAUGAUUGCUCUGAAUAGAGGCUGGGGCUAUCAAUGUCAGGUCUUGCUGUCAUUGUGCAAAGCCAUUGAGAAGCAGAUCUGGCCAUUCCAGCAUCCUUUCCACCAAUUUGAUCUCCCUCUUCCCGUACUCAAGAAUCUCGACGAAAAGGCUCCUUCAUCAAACAUUGAAAGUCUGAGAGAGAUGGAGCCGGCCGAAAUUGGUAACCUCGUCCACAACCAGAAAAUGGGAAAUACAUUAUCGAAGUUGCUCGACAACUUUCCAACGUUAUCAGUUGAGGCAGAAAUAGCCCCCCUCAACCGUGACGUGCUCAGGAUGCAACUGUUUCUCUACCCCGAGUUCAAUUGGAACGAUCGUCACCACGGUACUUCUGAAUCAUACUGGGUGUGGGUGGAGAACUCGGACACUUCGGAAAUCUAUCACCAUGAGUAUUUCAUUCUAAGCAGGAAGAAAAUGCACGAUAGUCACGAACUCAAUUUCACUAUCCCUCUAUCAGACCCAUUGCCAUCACAGAUAUAUGUUCGGGUCAUCUCUGAUAGAUGGCUUGGUGCCGAAACCGUUCAGCCAGUGUCCUUUCAACAUCUCAUCCGCCCAGACACGGAAAGUGUGUAUACUGAUCUACUUGACUUGCAACCACUCCCCAUUACGGCAUUGAAGAACCCGUUGCUGGAAGAGCUGUAUGGCCAACGAUUUCAAUUCUUCAAUCCUAUGCAAACGCAAAUCUUCCAUACGCUGUAUCAUACUUCGAACAACGUCCUCUUAGGUUCCCCAACGGGCUCAGGCAAGACCGUCGCCGCUGAGCUGGCCAUGUGGUGGGCAUUCCGUGAACAUCCCGGUAGCAAGGUGGUUUACAUUGCGCCCAUGAAAGCCCUCGUCCGGGAAAGAGUUCAAGACUGGCGCAAACGCCUCACUGGCCCUAUGGGUCUGAAAUUGGUCGAGCUGACUGGUGACAAUACCCCAGACACAAGGACUAUUCGCGACGCAGAUAUUAUCAUUACCACGCCGGAAAAAUGGGACGGUAUAUCUCGUUCCUGGCAAACAAGAUCCUACGUACGACAAGUGUCUCUCGUCAUCAUCGACGAAAUACAUCUUCUCGGUAGUGAUCGAGGGCCGAUUCUCGAAAUAAUCGUUUCGCGAAUGAACUACAUCGCAAGCCAAGCAGAAGCGGGUUCCAUCCGUCUAGUCGGAAUGUCCACUGCGUGCGCGAAUGCAACUGACCUGGGCAAUUGGCUGGGAGUAAAGCCAGGCAACAACCAAGGUCUCUUCAACUUCCGGCACAGUGUCCGACCCGUACCUCUCGAGAUCUACAUUGACGGGUUCCCCGAACAACGCGGCUUCUGUCCAUUGAUGCAGAGCAUGAACCGGCCGACGUACCUUGCCAUCAAGAACCACUCUCCCGAUAAGCCUGUGAUUGUUUUCGUCGCGUCCCGUCGCCAAACCCGAUUGACUGCAAAAGAUCUCAUCAACUUCUGCGGCAUGGAAGAAAACCCGCGUCGGUUUUUGAAAUUUGAUUCGGAGGAAGAUCUAGAGGCCACACUCUCCGCCGUCAAAGACGCAGCGCUAAAAGAAGCGCUUAGCUUCGGCAUCGGUUUGCACCACGCCGGUCUUGUCGAGAGUGACCGUACCUUAUCUGAGCAGCUCUUCGCGGCAAAUAAGAUCCAAAUCCUUGUCGCGACAUCCACGCUAGCAUGGGGUAUCAAUCUUCCCGCCCACCUAGUCGUCGUCAAGGGAACGCAAUUCUUCGAUGCCAAGAUCGAAGGGUACAAAGACAUGGAUCUCACAGACGUCUUGCAGAUGCUUGGGCGUGCGGGUCGUCCACAGUUCGACACGUCCGGCAUUGCGAGGAUCUUCACCCAAGAUGCCAAAAAGGCAUUCUACAAGCACUUCCUACACACAGGAUUCCCCGUCGAAUCAUCACUACACAAAGUCCUCGACAACCAUCUAGGUGCCGAAGUCAACGCGGGUGUAAUCACCACAAAACAAGACGCUCUCGACUACCUCACUUGGACGUUCUUCUUCCGCCGUCUGCACAAGAAUCCGACGUACUACGGUUUGGAGAUCAGUGCGGAAGAGCACCGCGAGUCUCAGCUCAUCGCGCGCCAACUGGCAAGCGAGUACAUGAUCACCCUCGUCGACAAAAGCCUCGACGACCUCGCCGAGAGCGACUGCGUCCUCGUCCAUAGCAAUGGCGAUGUAGAUGCCACGCCCUUUGGCAAGAUCAUGAGUUACUAUUAUCUUGCUCACCUCACCGUGCGGAAGUUUCUGAACAGUGCGCGCAAGACGAGUACACGUGCAGCGACUUUCGCCGACGCGUUGAGCUGGGUCAGCGCCGCGACAGAAUUCGACGACCUCCCGGUCCGCCAUAACGAGGACCUAAUCAAUGCGGAGCUGGCGCAGAACCUCCCACUCGGCGUCGAGGGCGGCGUCCUCGAUGGUCUACCAAUGUGGGAUCCGCAUGUCAAGUCCUUCUUGCUCAUCCAGGCCUUCAUGAGCAGGAUCGACUUACCCAUCAGUGAUUACGUGGGCGAUCAGACGUCGGUGCUUGACCAGGGUAUCCGAAUCAUCCAAGCUGCCAUCGAUGUCAUGACAGAGUUGAACCGCUUCGACGCUGUUGUUCAAAUGGUCAAGUUGUUACAGUGCAUCAAGAGCGCACGAUGGCCCGAGGACUUCCCGCUGAGUAUCCUGCCCGGUGUGCGCGAAACAGCCGAUCCGCACCUCAAAGGCAAGAUUCCGUCGGAUCUCGUUACGACGGCUACGUUGGCGACGCGCCAUGGCAACAAGACAAUUGACGGAUUGAUGAACCUUCUCAACAUACGUGGACAAGGGAUGCGGUCGCAAUUCGUCAAGGCGGUCAACAUGCUGCCUGACAUCUCUGUGGGCGCGGGCGGCGACACGGACGCGUUACAGGUGACCCUGAAGAGAGGGAAUAGAUUACAAAACUCCGAGGCGAGGAUCUAUGCGCCCAAAUUCCCCAAGCCGCAGACAGAAGGAUACUUUGUGCUCGUGUUACCUGUCGGUGCCAAGCGGGCGGCCUCGGCUGGGGAUGUGAAGGGGAUAGACAUCCUCGCCCUCAAGAGGGCCAGUUGGGCCGUGACGGCCAAGGACAAGUCAGGGCACAGCCGUGCCUUGGACAUCAGCAACACGAAAGUCAAGGUGCCUGUGUUGGACGGCACGAGCGAUGGACAGGUCAAGGUCGACAUUUUGGUCAUGAGUGAUGCCUACCCGGGUAUGGAAUGGUGGUUGGAGAAUGUCGUUGUGCCGGUGGCGACGCCCAAGGAUGUUGGCACGGCCGUUCAGACCGUCCAGGUAAAUGUGGACGAGGGAUUGACUAAGAAGAAGUAG
Molecule: messenger RNA, 6117 nt
Organism: Exophiala spinifera
Lineage: Eukaryota; Fungi; Ascomycota; Eurotiomycetes; Chaetothyriales; Herpotrichiellaceae
Exons: 1
Coding region: 1-6117 (2038 amino acids)
Molecular function (GO): nucleic acid binding; ATP binding; ATP hydrolysis activity
Source: RefSeq, a predicted model, not a curated record